UUAUAUAACAAAUUAUACAAGUUUGUAUUUUAUUCUCAUGACUCAUGUGGCCCAAAACUUUAAUCUUCAUCACCAGGUAGCAGCACGGUGCAAAACUCCGAGGUCGCGUCUUUUUCAGUUGUUUGCUGUUUAGUUCAUUGUUAUAUUUAGUUUAGUUCACUAGCUCUGUAGGUAUAAAAUUAUGUCUCACAAACCUGCUGCCGUGAGACGCUCUUCCAGAAGAAUAAAACGGCCAAGAGAAGAAGAGCAAUCUUUGAUAAAACCUUCGAAACAUUUCCAAUACGAGCCUGGUACCUACGCCAGCGUUAAAGUUAAACCUUGUUUCAUGCGCCUCGAGAAACUACAGCUACCGAAUGGAACUGUAGACCCGAGACGCACUACGCGUAAGCGCAGACCCCCACGGCGCCUGGUCGAAGACUCUGACGAUGGACAUUGGCAAAAAACUUGCACUACCUCUGACGAAACCGGCGUUGAUGACAAUGAUGUGAUCACAGAGCCUGUGAGUGUGAACAGCAUCGGAGUGAAGAAGCGGCAGGCAUCGUCAAGCGCAGUGAACAGGGGAAGUGCGCCUGUGGUACGCGCAAGCAGGCUAUUUGCAAAGCCCUUCACGAGAAACCGCGCGGUGUCUCGCCACAAAGUCAAGUUGACUGACGCCGCCGAGAAAUUCGACAAGUCUCCUGAGCGCACCUCACGUGAAUGUGAUGUCAGCAGUGUAGGCGUGACCGAGCCGGAUGUUCCCGCGACGUCCCACAAGUGCAAAGAAUGUCCGGCCUCCUACUUGCAGAUUAAAGACCUAACAAUUCAUGAGCGCAGCCACCGGCCGGAAGCAGAUAAGCCUUUCAAAUGCGAUGAAUGCAGCAGGGCAUUCUGGGUUCCCUCACGUCUGCGCUACCACCAGAGGGCGCACAAUGGAGAACGACCGUACAAAUGCAAGGUGUGUGGCGCCACCUUCUCACAGGCGAGUACGCUACAUCGCCACGAGGUGAAGCACACAGACGUCUGGCCGUACAAGUGUUCGGAGUGCGUGUCGACGUUUCAGUAUCCGCUCUCCCUGCAGAAGCACAUCCGCACGCACACAGGGUCGCGACCUUACAAGUGCGACAACUGCGGCAUGGCUCUAAAGACCAUAGAGCAACUGCGCAACCACAGUCGGCAACACCAGGGGGCGCUGCCGUUCAAGUGCACGGCGCUUGGCUGCCGCGCGGCAUUCCGUCUCACGCAGUUUCUCACCGUCCACCAGCGGACGCACGUCGUGCAGAAGCCGUACCGCUGCGAGGUGUGCAAGCAGGCGUUCAGCGAGGCACGCCGUCUCAAGGUGCACCGCAGCGUGCACGACAACGCCCGCGUCUACAAGCUGCGCGCCCACGUGAAGUGCGGUGAGCGACCGUACGCGUGCGACGCCUGCGAGGAGUCGUUCACGACGAGCGUCGCCGUCGCGCGGCACAAGAAGACGCGUCACGCGCGCUACCGCUGCGAGCAGUGCGGCAAGACGUACACGCACGCGAAGACGUACGCGCGGCACAUGCGCGAGCACGUCGUCGGUCGGCCGUUCAAGUGCGCGCGCUGCGACAAGAGCUUCCCGAUCGAGUCGUGUCUGCGCAAGCACGAGGUGGUGCACUCGCUCGCGCGGCCGCACCGCUGCGACACGUGCGGCCGCACGUUCACCCGCCUGUACGACCUGCGCACGCACCGGCUGCUGCACUCGGGCGAGAAACCGUUUGGCUGCGACGUGUGCAGCGCCACCUUCAGGCUGCCGGCAUACUUGAAGAAUCACCAGCUGACGCACAGCGGUGAGCGGAAGCACCGCUGCGAUGCGUGCGGGUCGGCGUUUGCCCGGGCCGAGCAUCUGCGCAAACACAUGAAGACGCACGAGACGCGCGCGGGCGAGUACCACAAGUGCGACCUGUGCGGCGCGAAAUUUGGAGUCUACGCGUCGCUGCGCCGGCAUCAACGAAGCCAUCGCAGGAAGUGACCUCCGUGCGACCUCUGGAUUCAGAAUCUACUCGUCACUGCACACCACCACCAGCAGCAGCAAAGUCAUUGCAGGAAGUGACCUCCGUGUGACCUCUGCAUUCAGAAUCUACUCGCCACUGCACACCACCACCAGCAGCAGCAAAGUCAUCGCAGGAAGUGACCUCCGUGCGACCUCUGCAUUCAGAAUCUACUCGUCACUGCACACCACCAACAGCAGCAAAGGCAUUGUAGGAAGUGACCUCCGUGUAUUCUUAUAUUUCAGUAUUUGUGAGGCGAACCGUUCCCAAAUGCUGUUUGACCAGACCAAGCAAUAAUGACCAGGCCUGGUAUUGAUAGUCAAACAAAUAGUUUAUUUUCUAUUAUUGAUAAGCUUUGGUGGUUUAAAUGUAGCAUGUACAACGAAAGCUGUCAAUCUGUUAAAUCAUUGAACUCAUGAUUAAAUGAAUAUUUCUAAAGAAGUAAAUGAAAACACAUAUUACAUCUAGAUGGUUUUCUGCCCUAUACCGAAAUUGCAUAGUAAGAGUAAUAUGUGUAAUCCCUUUACAAUUACUUUCAAAUUUGCCAUUAUUGAUAUAAUUAGACAAUGCUACAUAAAAAUGGUAAUAGCUGCUGUCAACGACAGAAAUUGAUUAAGUAUAUUUUAAAUGUUGUAUAUGAAAUUUAUACAUGAACUAUUAUGCAUUUAUAUUUUUUCCUAAUAUGAAAUCUAUUCAGGAAAUGUAAGAGUUUUAACCACAUGUAACAAAGAGCUUGGCAGAUAAAUUGUAAUUUGACUUUAAUGAUUGUUUAAUGAUUAACUGAUAUUAGAUGUUCAUUGGUAACAGGUUGUUGAAGAUCAUAUAUUAAUAUACAAAUACGUUAGUAGUAAUGAACUGCAAUAUUUAAGUAUAUUUUAAAUGUUGUAUAUGAAAUUUAUACAUGAACUAUUAUGCAUUUAUAUUUUUUCCUAAUAUGAAAUCUAUUCAGGAAAUGUAAGAGUUUUAACCACAUGUAACAAAGAGCAUGGCAGAUAAAUUGUAAUCGGACUUUAAUGAUUAACUGAUAUUAGAUGUUCAUUGGUAACAGGUUGUUGAAGAUCAUAUAUUAAUAUACAAAUACGUUAGUAGUAAAUUGACAGCAUAACUUCGACUAUAUAGGAGUAGAUGUACUUAGAAAUGUAGAUGAACAUUGAAAUCAUGAUCAAUGCCAACAAUAAAUUACUGUUAACGGAAA
Messenger RNA from Priapulus caudatus, 3186 nucleotides. Its product is annotated as zinc finger protein 708-like. The record is from RefSeq and is a predicted model, not a curated record. The transcript has a single exon. Gene Ontology annotation, biological process: regulation of transcription by RNA polymerase II. Gene Ontology annotation, molecular function: DNA-binding transcription factor activity; RNA polymerase II cis-regulatory region sequence-specific DNA binding. The coding region runs from base 182 to 1972 and encodes 596 amino acids. NCBI's taxonomy places the organism in Eukaryota, Metazoa, Priapulida, Priapulimorpha, Priapulimorphida, Priapulidae.